UGUCAGGUUAAAGAUGAUCAUAUCUUGAUGGGUGUGAUUUUUAUUUAUUUAUUUUAUUUUAUUUUUUUAAAACUCCAAAAUAUAAAGUCCUAUAUAAAAUGGCACUACCUCGUGCUGACGUGUCACCUUGGGCUUCAGGAGCUUUGAUUACUAUUUUGAAAUUUCCAACUCUGGAGGGGGGGGGGGGGGGAAAAGCUCAUUCCUCAUUUUUCUUAUAACCUAAAAGGAUUAAGAAGAGAUGCGAAAUUAGCAAUAUUUCCGCUCGACUGUAACAUUUAAUGCCUUUCUUUGAUUUUGAAUUGAUUGCACUAGGGCUGCAACUAACAAAUAUUUUAAUCCUCGAUUAAUGUGUUCUGAGGACCGAGGUUCGAAUCCCGCCCCACGUGCCUGCGUGGGCACGCCGAUUGCCUCCGAUAUCCCAAAUACACGCUAGGUUAAUUGAAGACUCUAAAUUGCCCGUAGGUGUGCAUGUGAGUGCGAAUGGUUAUUCGUUUAUAUGUGCCCUGCGAUUGGCUGGCGACCGGUACGGGGCGUACCCAGCCUCUCGCCCGAAGAUAGCUGGGACGGGCUCCGGCACGCCCGCGACCCGCAUGAGGAGAAGCGGUAAAGAAAAUGGAUGUAUGGAUUAAUCUGUUUAUCUUUUCGAUUAAUCGAUGAUAAAAAUAAAUUUGAAUUUCCGUGCCUUUAUCAAUAACAGGACAAUAGUACAAAUUGACAGUCCAGAAAAUGCACGUAAAUGAUUCCGUUCGUGGGUUGGUGGCGAUCAUUGUAAAAGAUGUUUGCAAAUGACAAUCAAGUCUGCUUUCAUGGAGGAUAUUUACCAUUGAGAUGCUCAAAUUUUCUAAACAAUCGAUUAUCAAAAUAGUUGUCAAUGAAUUUGAUCAUUGAUUAGGUGUGGAUUCAUCAAUUACUUGUUGCACUUCUAAACCCCCCCCCCCCCAAAAAAAAAGGGGGAAAAAACACCUGCUAAGUGGCUCAUCAAUGUCCAACAAGGGUCAAAGUUCAAAGCGGCUUCUUCCAUUUUGGUUAUUUAUGUUCAUGUUGUUAUUAAUAGCAAACGUGUCAUUGCGCUCCUCGAAAGUGCUCGACAAACAUCGUACAUCAUCCUCAUAGCGGCCGAAUAUUCGUUGACGACAAUUCCGCUGGACGUGUUCGAGUUCUCCGGAUCGUUGCCGCCUCGUAAAUGUCGGCGUCCGAACAACGAGCCGUAGAUUUUAUUUUUACUUUUCAAGAUUAUCUGUCAAUGUUCCGCGUGGGGCGUCAGGUUAUGCCGCCACCAGGCUUCUGGACGACAUGUGCCAUCUGACCGCUCAGUCGCUGAACAGGUUGGAGACGUCGGAGCACUUCCAGGUGGUCAAGAUGUUAGGCGAAGGCUCGUACGGGAAGGUCAUGUUGGCCGUGCACAACAAGAGCGGAAGCCCGAUGGCCCUGAAGUUCUUCCCUCGCGUGACAACGUGCCUCUGCUCGUUCCUGCGCGAGUACAACGUGUCUUUGAGGUUCUGCACGCACCCGUCUCUGAGUCGCGCUCUGGGCAUCGCCUACCUGACGCCGUCGCACUACGUGUUCGCGCAGCAGGCCGGCCUCUUCGGCGAUCUGUACGACUUCAUCGUACCCGAGGUGGGCGUGGAGGAGGACCAGUGCCAGCGGGUGGUGUCCCAGCUGUGCGGCGCCCUGUCCCACCUACACUCGCUGGGCUUCGUCCACAGAGACGUCAAACCCGAGAACGUCUUCCUGUGCGACGCCGCCUGCCGAUGGGUCAAGCUGGGAGACUUCGGCAUGGUGAAGGCCCGAGGAACCAAGGUCCCGGAGGUGUGGUACCGCUCCCCCUACUGUACCCCCGAAGCCGAGGUGGCGCGAGGCACCGAGGACAGCGGCGGCGAUCAGAAUGACGCAAAAGAGCGAGCGAAGCCAGGAAACGAGAAGAAGCGACAUCCGCGAGUUUGGGCCUCCGUGGAGCCCAGUGUCGACAGCUGGGCCCUGGGGGUCCUGACCUAUGCCAUGCUGACGGGCGCCCACCCGUGGUCCCACACGUCCUCUGACUGCGGCGCCUACCUCAAGUAUCUCCAGUGGUUCCGCACGGCCAAAAGCCUGGAGGACGAACUGGACGUGUGGGCAGAACCGCAGCGCCAGGGCCCCGACGGCUCCCCAGCGGAGUUCGGUGGGAAGGGGCAGCCCCCCGUGGCUCCCCAGUUUGCCCGCUUCACCCCGCUGGCCCGCGCCUUCUUCCGCCUGCUGAUCAACCCUGGCCCGCAGGACCGAGGGCGGCCCGAGGACGCGCUGGGGUACCUGGGGGGCGCCUGGGUGCCGGCCGGGGAAAGAGAACAACUGGAGAAGCAAAGGAAGAAGAGCCGAGGAAGAGGAGCUGUGAACAAGGUGAAGGAGAAGGAGGGCCGAGGACAGCGGUGAACAAGGGCCUCAUGUGUUGCCUAUGUUAGCUUUAACAUUAGCAUUAGCACUAACAAGAGGAAGAACCAGGGAGGUGGCGAGCGAGGGACUCAGACGUUGUUUACAUUAGCUUUACUAUUAGCAAUAGCUUUAGUGCUAUGUUACGUUAGCUUCAGCAUUACAUUUAGCAAUAGCGCUUACAAGAGGAAGAGGAGCCAUGAACAAAGUGAAGGAGAUGGAGGGCGGAGGCCGCGGAUGAACCUGUGCUUUAUUUUAGCAUUACCUUUGGCAUUAGAUUUAGCAUUAGUGCUAAAAACAGACGAUGCAUUAAAAUCACUGACAGAGUAUUGACCUCCGACAAGACUUUCGUAUUCGUUCAUGCAACAUUUUAGUCACUGACAAAUGUGGAUCAGAUCUGGCUCAAAUCUGGUUUGAAACUACUCGUAUACCUACUCCUAAUACAGAGAAGAACCCUAGCGGGAUGAAAAAACAGGACUGAAGUUGCACUCAAGUAAACCGAGUUUCCUUGGGGGAGGUCACAGCUGAGGUUCUGCAGAGAGGUUCUCUCGGUUCUGCUGUGUUGAGCUGAUGAACGAACUGCGUCUAUAUUUACCUCGCGACCUUUCAGCGCUUCAUUCUUGGCUGCCGAGCGCAUCCACUCGACUUUGUUUAUCCGUAAACGCGUCGGACAGUUUCUUGACGUCCUGACAAGAACCAGAGAUGCCUGUGAUACCGUUUAGCAUUUAGCGUUUAGCACCCACCCACACACACAGUGGGCACCAACUCAAUUCAAAGUUCCAAAAUAGACAUGAGCUCAUAAACUUGACACGUGGGCUUUCAUCACCGGAUUUGAACACUCGCCGUGUUCUGACCCACUUCGCCAAAUCCUCUGAACCCCCCCCGAUCCUCUCCUCCCGCUUCGGAUCAUCUCACUUUGGAAAAGUGUGGGUGUUGAACUGUUUCACUGGGGAAAAUGUGGGUGUGAAACUCUUUUACUGUAGAAAGUGUGGGUGUUGAAACGUUUUACUGGGAAAAGUGUGGGUGUGAAACUGUUGUACUGGGAAAAAUUGUGGGUUUUAAACCCUUUAACAAGGAUAAGUGAGGGUGUUGAACCAUUUCACUGGGAAAAGUGUGGGUAUCGAACUCAUUCACUGAAACAAAGGGUGUUUCACCAUAAAAUGUGUGCGUGUGGGACCGUUUUAUUGGGUAAAGUGUCGGUGUUGCGCCAUUCGACCAGGAAAUGUGCGGGUGUUGAAACCUGUCACCAGUAAAAAUGUGGGUUUCAAACAUUUUAGUGGGAAGUGUGGGUUUUGAACUAUGUCAUGCACACCCACAUAGAGACAUCGGGAAAAGUGUGGGUGUAAAAUGUCCAGCGGGGAAAGUGUGGGUGCUGUGCGGGUGUUGAAACCUGUCACCAGUAAAAAUGUGGGCUUCAAACAUUUUAGUGGGAAGUGUGGGUUUUGAACUCUGUCAUGCACACCCACAUAGAGACAUCGGGAAAGGUGUGGGUGUGAAAUGUCCAGCGGGGAAAGUGUGGGUGUGCAUGCUUUUUCCUGAUGAAAACAAAUGUAAAGUCACAUUUUGAAAUGAAUUGUGCCUAUUUGUGAGCUCACUGACGUCGAUCGCCGUCUAGUUCUUCCACACCACGCAUCUGAGCACCCAAGGGCAACGACUCGCACCCGCAUGCAAUUUAUGAGGGUGUAAACACGCUGACCUCCGAGCAAGACGGCAGCUUCUUCCACUUGCAGAGAAUCCCGUUGCGGUGAACCUAGCAGGCUGGCGAGCCGAACGUCGUCAAUCCUCAGGCUGCUUAGUGGAUGACAGCUCGAAAUGCAGGGAAAGGGAUCCCUGCCGAAACCCGAGAGCUGCACUGUUGCAUGCUGGGAGACGGUCAGACUCCUGGCCAGCGUUCCCACUCCCACUCAAACCAGUGGACACCUCAAAAUAAUAAUAAUAAUUUAAAAGAAAACGUUGAAUUCAAAAGAUAUAUCCAAUGGAAAUAUUUCAGUUGCCGUGUUUGUCCCUUUUUCAACCGUAUUUUCGUUCCUGCCUUUCCACCGAUGUACUUUCCAGUCGACAGGGGGCGCUAAUGCUCGUCAACCCUGGUUGCCCAACCGCCAAUUGCUUCAACUCAAAAACACGAACAAGAAUAAAAUCCUCUUCGGAUGCAGUGAGUAGCUGUGAAUUUUCUCUCAUUUUCCACGUUUCCGCCGCGGUUUGCCGGUGCCCGACGACUAGGACGUGAUCACCUUAGCUAAAUGUUGGUUAGCAACGUGUCUGUUGUUGUCUUGUGGACUAAAAACUAUAUAUUUUUUGACAUGAUUGUCCAGCAAUCAGCGCUCGGUCGCCGCCAUGUUGACUCCUGUCUCUGUCCGAGGUCCUGUAAAUCAAAACAUCUAAUCAUUAAAAACAUGACAUUCACACGCUUUUA
Molecule: messenger RNA, 4816 nt
Organism: Phyllopteryx taeniolatus (common seadragon)
Lineage: Eukaryota; Metazoa; Chordata; Actinopteri; Syngnathiformes; Syngnathidae
Product: serine/threonine-protein kinase SBK2
Exons: 5
Coding region: 1294-2406 (370 amino acids)
Biological process (GO): peptidyl-threonine phosphorylation; peptidyl-serine phosphorylation
Molecular function (GO): ATP binding; protein serine/threonine kinase activity
Source: RefSeq, a predicted model, not a curated record